UCGCCGCCCGCGGACGCGAUGCCGCGCGGGACGCCCCCCAGGAAGACCGUCUACCGCAUCUCGGUGACCAUGGUCAGGAAGGAGCAGCUGGCCGCUCCUGUUCCGCGCCCCGCUCGGCGUCCCCGGCCCGCACGUUCUCCGGACGCGCCCGGGCGACUGGAAGAGGAGGCCGAGGAGGCGGCGGCUGAGGAUCCUGAGGCCGGGCCGCGCGCCUGGGACUUCCGCGCUUUCCGCACACGCAGCACCGGGCAGCUGGAGCUCGGGCGGCUGCGGCCAUGCACACGCGGCGCGGAGCCCGAGGACCUGAUGGGAAGCCCCUCGGCCGAGGGACCCAGCAGCCCCGAUGGGGAGGAGGCUCGGGCCGCGCCCCUGCGGCGGAGCCUCAGCUUCAGGCACUGGAGCGAGCCCGAGGCGCCGCGGAGCCCUGCGCUGAGCGGCGGGAGGCGCCACAGCAGCUCCGGGAGCCUGGCAUGGGCGCCUGACGACGAGGUCGAGGCAGAGGCCGCCUCGGAGCCGGUGGCCGGAGCGCAGCCCGCGACGGAGAAGCGCAACACCUUGGAUGUAGGCGAGGUGCUCAGCAAGAACGAUGCGCUCUCGGACCUGGAGCGCUGGGAGCGCAGCAAGAGCAAGAACCGCACGCUGGACAACAGCGACCUGCAGCGGCUAGAGCGUGCGCGGGCCGCGGCCGCUGGCCCUGGGGCAGCCUCGGAGCACCGGCUGCUGCGCUUCUUCAGCGGCAUCUUCGCGCGCAGGGACGGCGGGCCCUCACCCCGCAGCGGUGCCCUGCGCUCCCGCGGUUACUUCAGCCUGCGGAGGGCCCCGGCCGACACACACUCGUCCAGCGCAGAGAGCAUCGAGGGGUCCCCGCGCAGAGAUGCUUUCGUGAACAGCCAGGAAUGGACACUCAGCCGAUCUGUACCGGAGCUCAAAGUGGGAAUUGUGGGUAACUUGGCCAGCGGCAAGUCUGCACUGGUGCACCGGUACCUGACCGGCACGUACGUGCAGGAGGAGUCUCCAGAAGGUGGCAGGUUCAAGAAGGAGAUUGUGGUUGAUGGCCAGAGUUAUCUGCUGCUGAUUAGGGAUGAAGGGGGCCCCCCUGAGGCACAGUUUGCCAUGUGGGUGGAUGCGGUCAUUUUUGUCUUCAGCUUGGAGGAUGAGAUCAGUUUCCAGACUGUCUACCAUUACUACAGCCGAAUGGCCAACUACAGGAACACCAGCGAGAUCCCACUCGUGCUGGUGGGGACCCAGGAUGCCAUAAGUUCCACCAACCCGAGGGUCAUCGACGACGCCAGGGCACGGAAGCUCUCCAAUGACCUGAAGCGGUGCACGUACUACGAGACGUGUGCCACCUAUGGGCUCAACGUGGAGCGGGUCUUCCAGGACGUUGCCCAGAAGAUUGUUGCCACGAGGAAGAAGCAGCAGCUGUCCAUAGGCCCCUGCAAGUCCUUACCCAACUCUCCAAGCCAUUCCUCUGUGUGCUCCGCCCAGGUGUCAGCCGUGCACAUCAGCCAGACGAGUAAUGGAGGCGGGAGUUUAAGUGACUACUCCUCCUCCGUCCCUUCCACCCCAAGCACCAGCCAGAAGGAGCUUCGGAUCGAUGUCCCGCCCACUGCCAACACCCCAACGCCUGUCCGGAAGCAGUCCAAGCGCAGGUCCAACCUCUUCACGUCUAGGAAAGGGAGCGACCCAGACAAAGAGAAGAAAGGCCUGGAGAGCCGCGCGGACAGCAUCGGGAGCGGGCGAGCCAUCCCAAUUAAACAGGGCAUGCUGCUGAAGCGAAGUGGCAAGUCACUAAACAAAGAGUGGAAAAAGAAGUACGUCACCCUGUGCGACAAUGGCGUGCUGACCUACCACCCCAGUUUACAUGAUUACAUGCAGAAUGUCCACGGCAAAGAGAUUGACCUCCUGAGGACCACUGUGAAAGUGCCGGGGAAGCGGCCGCCCCGAGCCACGUCAGCCUGUGCACCCAUCUCCAGUCCCAAAACCAAUGGCCUGGCCAAGGACAUGAGCAGUUUACACAUCUCACCAAACUCAGGGAGUGUCACUAGUGCGUCUGGGUCUCAGAUGACAAGCGGCAUCAGCCUGGUCUCCUUCAACAGCCGACCCGACAGCAUGCACCAGCGCUCCUACUCAGUCUCCAGUGCCGACCAGUGGAGUGACGCUACAGUCAUUGCAAACUCCGCCAUCAGCAGCGACACGGGGCUGGGUGACUCGGUGUGUUCCAGCCCAAGUAUCUCCAGCAGCACCAGCCCCAAGCUUGACCCGCCCCCCUCCCCCCACGCCAACAGAAAGAAACACCGGAGGAAGAAAAGUACCAGCAACUUCAAGGCUGACGGGCUCUCAGGCACUGCUGAAGAGCAAGAAGAAAACUUUGAGUUUAUCAUUGUGUCCCUCACUGGCCAGACGUGGCACUUUGAAGCUACCACGUACGAGGAGCGAGACGCAUGGGUCCAAGCCAUCGAGAGCCAGAUCCUAGCCAGCCUGCAGUCCUGCGAGAGCAGCAAGAAUAAGUCCCGACUAACCAGCCAGAGCGAGGCCAUGGCACUGCAGUCCAUCCGGAACAUGAGAGGGAACUCCCACUGUGUGGACUGUGACGCCCAAAAUCCUAACUGGGCCAGUUUGAACCUGGGAGCCCUCAUGUGCAUCGAGUGCUCAGGGAUCCACCGGAAUCUUGGCACCCACCUCUCUCGGGUCCGAUCUCUAGAUCUUGAUGACUGGCCAAUGGAGCUGAUCAAGGUGAUGUCGUCCAUCGGGAAUGAGUUGGCCAACAGCGUGUGGGAAGAGAGCAGCCAGGGACGGACAAAACCCUCAUUGGACUCCACAAGCUUGUCCCAGUCUCCAGACAACCUUCCUGUCCAUGAAAGGCAGUGCAGCCCUAAAGAAGACAGGGGCUGGGAGCAGGUAGGCGGGAUCACCAGGAGGUGACCCUGGCUCCUGGGGUGGCCCCUGGGGCCCACUGCAGACUCUCAGGCCCAGGAGCGGGUCUGCAUCAUUGGCUACCUCAGGAUAUGGCCCGGCCAGCUGCCUUUGUGAUGUGCCAGCCCUGAGGAGGAGGGCUCCUUUGCAGAUUGUGUGGUUCCCGGCCAGGACAAUGGCUGUCCAUCAAGGCUAACCGAAUCUGUGUGUCCUGGGCCCAGUAGGGUGGGGCAGGGUGGUGUGAUGGAGAACCCCUGAUCAGAUCCAUCAUUCCUCCCUUGGGUCCCACCCAGCCUUGCUGACUGCAUUUUUAAAAACUGCCCUAAU
Messenger RNA from Peromyscus eremicus (cactus mouse), 3243 nucleotides. It is a transcript of the gene Agap1, whose product is annotated as ArfGAP with GTPase domain, ankyrin repeat and PH domain 1. Lineage: Eukaryota; Metazoa; Chordata; Mammalia; Rodentia; Cricetidae. The record is from RefSeq and is a predicted model, not a curated record. The transcript has 17 exons. Gene Ontology annotation, cellular component: nucleus. Gene Ontology annotation, molecular function: GTP binding; GTPase activator activity; GTPase activity. The coding region runs from base 19 to 2925 and encodes 968 amino acids.